GUCGUUGACGUCGUGGCCAACAGCACGUGCUAACCGAGGCGGCGCGUGCAGCAGCAUCAGUAAAAAAAGCAGCAGCAGCAGCAGUAAAAACAGCAGCAGCUGUGGUGGCCAGCAACAAUAAUAACACAAGCGUAUCAGGCGAAGAGCAGCCACAGCAAAAACAACACAACACACAAGAGCGCAGCUUUACUAUCGCAACAACAAAGGCUUUGGGAUAGGCAAGGAGGAGAGAAGGAGAGGCAGGAGGAGGAAGAGGAUAGCAGGGAGAUAGGAGAAAGCUAACUUGAGUGAAAUUUAAGCGGAUGAAGAAGUGGAAACAGCGAGACAAUACAUCAAUGCAGGCUAACUGUUUAAGUGUGUGAAAGAAAGAAAGAAUGCGAGAGUGAGUGACUGUGAGAAUGCGAAAAUAAAUUAGCUUUAGUUUGCACCUUGUUAUUUGCACCAAAGUCGUGAGUGUUUUAUAUAUUUUUGCUAUAAUAAUAAUACCAAAGAGAAGCCCAACCAGCAAGUAAUCAAAGUUAAUUUACCAACACAAAAGCGCCGACGUAAAUUCUAUUUACGCAAAUAAUGCUCAACAACAAGGGGGCAACCAAGAAAAAGAAGCAGAGCGGGCGCGUAAGUAGGCAACGGAGGAAUUAGAAGCAGCAGCCGCAGCAAACAGCGCAAACAGGAUACUUAAAAUAUCAAGGCAAAUACACACAAACACACAUACACACAGCUCAAAGCAGGUUCAUAUUUUUGGCCAAAAAACCCACGGCACGAAAUAAAUAUAAAAUAAACCCAACAACGCUGAGGUGUGUGGCCCAAAGGCAAGGCAAACAAACAGAGCCGAAAAAAGAAAAGGAAAAACGAACCAUAAAGAUGCCAAAAUGCUGGACAGAGAUUGAUGCUGGCUGCCAACGCACAGCAACUACAAAUACAAGAAAUGCAAUAACAACAAUAAGGCCAAGAAAAACGACGAACAACAACAGUGACAACCGCCAAAUGUGAGCAGACAAGCGACAGCAAUUGAGAUAUAUUGAUUUCGCCGAAUCACGUCGAUUAAGUCAUGAACGCACUCGAUAUGAAUAAACAAUUUCUGAGCGUCUCCCAGGACCAUCAGCACCAUCAGCAGACCUCGGUGGCAGACCAGCGGAGUCGCUCAAGAUCGGAGCGUGCCUCGAGUCUGGCACUGCCCCUCAACUCCCUCCUGGACUUCUACGACAAGCAGCAGGAGCAGUGCAAGUCGGUCACCCUGCUGCCGUUGCCCAGUUACAGCAGCAACAUCGGCGACGGCGGCAACACCUCUGGCGGCAACAUCUCCAGCAGCAACAGCAUCGUGCGGCGACACUCCUCCCACUACUACCCCAUGCUCGAGGACAAGCAGAAGCCGUCGCAGUUGCCCCAGGCAGCCACCGAAAUGCUUGUAAACAUGGCGGAGCAGAAAUAUGGCCAGUCAGCUUUCCAGGGGGCCAGCGCGGGAGGCAGGCAGUUUCCCCACCACCAACAGCAGCAACAGCAGCAGCAGCAGCACUUGGUGCGGGUGGACACCCCGGUGACGCCACCGCCGCCCAUUCCGCGCAGAAUGCUCCGUGGGAAGAGCGCCUGGCAGGCGUCGAGUCCGAGUGCCAAUCCACUGGCGACUGGCGGACAGGAAGGAGCCCACGCCACGGGCACGGUGUUUGUUUAUCCGCAGCCAACAAACGUGACCGCAGAGGCACUGGCUCGGGGGUCGGGCGAUGGACAAGGAGGAGGAGGAGCAGUAGGAGGAGGAGCUGGCCUGCAAUCAGCUCUGCUUGUUGACAUAGCCUCACGUCCGGCGAACGGAUAUGCGGAUGCCGAUGGGAUUUCCGAUGACGACCGCAUGAGUCUGGAGAACUCCGUGUUCGACGAGUCGCUAACCUCGACGCCCGUCAAGGUCGCCAGCUAUCUGGCCGGACGCUACUCGGGCCUGGGCCACAUGGCCAAGCGGGCCCAGCGCUCCUCGAGCAGCACAGUGGACUCUGCCUACGGCUCCUCGCUGGGCGGGCACAGUGAGCGGUUCGCCAGCAGCUCGACGAGCGUCGACUUCCGCAGUCGCUUCUCCUCGGUGGACACGCAGUCCUCGCUGGACGAGAAGCCCCUGUCCAGCUCGAUUGACUCACCCUUGGCCAGGGAUGCGAGGGAUACUAGGGACACCAGGGACACCAGGGACACUAGGGAAACCAGGGACACUAGGGAGGUGUACAGGGAGCGAACCGUACUAAACGAUGUCAUGCACAAGCUGAACAACAACAACAACACCCUGGCAUUGGCCCUCUGUCCGGCCAGCAAUAACAACAACGGAAGCUCGAGCAGCAGCGGAGGAGCAGAUGGCUCCAAGUUGCCAGUGGUUCCCGCCCGAAAGCAGCCACCUGCCGCCAAGGGCAGUGGCAACAGCAACAACUCGAUAAGCGAGUCCCAGUCGCAGUCCUCGAAGGAACCCAGUAGCGUUUCGGCCUCGGCCUCCACUUCGUCCGCUGCCUCGGCAGGAUCCAGCACCAUCUCCAGUGGCACCAUGUCCUCCAUGUCUGGACCCUGUCCAGCCACCGUGCCGGCCAUCGAUUCGAACAGCAAACGUCCAGGACCUCCAGAGCCACCAUUGCGUCAGGCGAACGUCUACGAUUCCGCGGAGAACACGGGAUCGCGGGGUCAUCCGGCUCCGCCGUUGACCGUACGGAACAAGUUGAGCCGCAACAAGCCGCCGCCCAUCGCCUACCCGAGGAUGCAGCAGCGGCAGGACUCCACGCUGUCCAGCGACAGCUACUCCAUCAGCUCCAGUCCGGGCUACAACUCCAAGCUGAUGGAGGCACCGCUCCUGGGCUCCCAGCAGGUGGGGCGAAAGACCAACGCUCCCGGCUCCGCUCAGCGACAAACUCCGAUGAUGGAUUUGGCUCCCACGAGGUUCUUGAGCGGCGGCAACGGAAGUGGCAAGCCGGCACCCGCAGUGCCGCCUCCGAGAGGUCGGACCAACUUCCGCCAGGACUCGACCAUCUCCAGCGACAGUUUUAGUCAGACGUCCAGUCCCGGCUACAAUCCCAAGCUCAUGGAAGCCCCGUUGCUGCCAUCUUUGUCCGCCAAGCGGCUCUGCAGUGCGCCAGCUCCGAUUGUGUGCCGUCAGGGAGUGCAGCACGAGCCCAUCGAGGAGUUGGAACCGCCGCAGACUAUCUCCCCGCUCCACAAGACGGCUGUUCCGCCCAGCAGCCUGCAGACCAUCGUGCGAUUCCAAAACGGAGCACCGCAUACCAUGUCCUUGCAGCAUCAGAUAAUCAACCGGCGGAAGAGCUCCAAUCCUUACAUCACCAACGGCCGCUUGAAGUUCCGCCUGUUCCAGAUCCUUAUCAACGCCUUCGCCCUGCUGGCCAUCGCCGGAGGACUGGCUGCCUACUUUAAUGCCUAUCCGACGAUCAAGUUCGUGAACAAGACGAUCAUCAACACGAUCCACGUGGAGGACAACACGAGUUUCGGAAAGAAUCCGGCCCCCGGAACGUGCCUACCCAUCAUCGUGCGAUUUUGCCAGGGUCCCCAGAUCCCUUACAACUAUACCGUGUUCCCGAAUUACAUCGGUCACUUUGGUCAAGUGGAGACGCAAACGGACUUGGAUUCCUAUGAGGCACUGGUGGAUGUGAGAUGCUACGAACUGGUGUCCCUGUUUCUUUGCACGCUUUUCGUGCCCAAGUGCGGACAGAGCGGUGCUACAGUACCACCUUGUAAGACCCUCUGCACGGAGACGAUGCGACGCUGCGGCUUCUUCUUCGACGUGUUCGGUCUGAGUCUGCCCGAGUACCUGAACUGCAAGCUCUUCAAGGACUUCCCCAGCUCCGAGGAGUGCGUGGGUGUGGAUGAGGUCCGCGAGGUGAUGCAGGCGGCCACGCAUCCCAAGUGCGAUGGCUUUCAGUGCGACCAGAACCGCUGCCUGCCGCAGGAGUACGUGUGCGAUGGCCACCUGGACUGCAUGGACCAGGCAGAUGAGGCGAAGUGCGAACGGUGCGGUCCGGACGAGAUCUACUGCGGUGAUAGCCAGUGCAUCGGAACCAAGCACAUUUGCGAUGGGAUCAUCGACUGUCCCUACGGCCAGGAUGAACGUAACUGCUUGAGGCUGAGUGAGCGGAACGGCGACGUGGGCACUGGGGUGCUGGAGGUCUACCGCAUCGGCCAGCGGCAGUGGAUGCCCGCCUGUGUGAAGAACUGGGAUCGGGCGGUGUCGCCCAGUGCCGUGUGCUCCAUCCUGGGCUACUCCGCCGUGAAUGCUACCAGUGUCCUCACCCAACGCACCCAUCGCCCCCUGUUGGCCUCGGUUAAUGUGUCCACCGACAUUUGGAAGGUGUACGCCAAGAGGAAGUCCACCCUGAUGCAGGAGUUUACCAACUGCAAGAAGACAGAGGACUAUCCGAUGGCCGAGCUUACCUGCUCCAAUUAUGAGUGUGGCAGAGUGAAGAGGGGCAGGCACAAGCCGUCGAGGCGUAUUAUUGGAGGGACCCAAGCGAAUCCCGGCAACUGGCCGUUCCUCGCAGCCAUUUUGGGUGGUCCCGAGAAGAUCUUCUACUGCGCUGGUGUCCUGAUAUCGGAUCAGUGGGUGCUCACGGCCUCGCAUUGUGUGGGAAACUAUAGCGUUAUCGAUCUAGAGGACUGGACCAUUCAGCUGGGCGUAACCCGUCGCAACUCCUUUACUUACUCGGGUCAGAAGGUCAAGGUCAAGGCUGUUAUCCCCCAUCCACAGUACAACAUGGCUAUUGCCCACGACAAUGACAUUGCCCUCUUCCAGCUGGCCACGAGAGUUGCCUUUCAUGAGCACCUGUUGCCCGUUUGUUUGCCGCCUCCAAGCGUCAGGAAUCUGCAUUCUGGCACUCUAUGCACUGUCAUCGGUUGGGGAAAGCGGGAGGACAAGGACCCCAAGUCCACGUACGAGUUCAUAGUGAACGAGGUGCAGGUGCCCAUCAUCACGAGGAAUCAGUGCGACGAGUGGCUCGAAAACUUGACAGUAUCGGAAGGAAUGGUGUGUGCCGGAUUCGAUUACGGAGGCAAGGAUGCCUGUCAGGGCGAUUCGGGUGGCCCGCUGCUGUGUCCGUAUCCUGGGGAGAAGGAUCGCUGGUUCGUCGGCGGCAUCGUGUCCUGGGGCAUAAUGUGUGCCCACCCCCGACUGCCGGGUGUCUAUGCGAACGUGGUGCAGUAUGUGCCCUGGAUCCAGGAGCAGAUCGCAAAGCACACUCGUCCCAUCAACGAGGAUCGGGUGAACAAGUACGAUCUGCAUCCGGGUGGACCCGACAUGCUGUCCAAAAUAGCCACUGAUCCAAUGCAGAACGGAAAACCCUACUACUACUCACACUCCAGGACCUCGUCCAACAACUAAUAUUGGCUACAGUGGAAAUACACACUGUAACACGGAGCAUAUCCAUGAAACAAUUGCACAAAAAACUGAAAAACAAAUCAGAACCGAUGGAUCCUGUAGGAUGCAUACAUAUAUUUUGCUACUGAACUUAGGGUAUUGGCCAUCCGGCUAACACCGAUUUGGGCAACAUCAUCAUAUGUCAAUUUGCCGAAUUUAUUUGUCAAUUUUUUUACAAAGAGAUUUCUAUGAACCCAAGCCCAAGGAAUCGACGAACCGAGUCAAACGAAAGAAAUUAACCGAAAAUGGGUGCAACCUAUGUCAAUACAUAUUGCAUACGCGAUUUAUAUAUUUACACGUAAAUUGAAGAUAACCGAUAUGUACCCGAUAUCUAACCAAUUGAUAAUUGUGUCUAAAUACCCCAAAAACCCGGACAAUAAUUCGUUUUUGUAGCUGGAUUUUGUGUUGAAAGGUCCCGGUAAAAACAUCAUGUGAAAAACGAGUAAGAAUUCAGAAAAAUAUAGCCAAGCAUAAAUAGUAGAAUCACAGCUAAUGAAUGUUGAAAAUUAAAACAGGAAAUAAGCAGAUCAAUUUAGACAAUGUGUAACUAUAACUAAACCAAAGAAAACAAGGAAAAAUUGCUGAUCUUGGGCAUUUGAUGGACUUAGCAGUAAGCUCUAUUCCAAAUAUGCUGUUUUAAAAGAAGGAUCUAUAUGAAACAAUAAAAAACGUGCAGUUGACAAUAAUAAGAAUGCACAAUAAGCAAGUAAAUGCAUAUAGCUGUAAGUCAUGAAAAUAUUAACUACAAUGCGUGGGUUUCAGCUUUAAAGAACACUAAAAGAAGGAAAUAAGAAUAAAUGACGAUGGUCAGAACAGAAGGAUUAUACUUAUACACAUAGCAUACGAUUCGUAAUAUUUUUGCGGUGAACUACAGAAGGUAUACACGCUUCGAUAGUGGAUAUGUCAAUGUAACUUAAUAUUUAGAACUAUUUACACGCCAAAGCAACUCGUUUGUCACGCCCCACUUAGACUGGCCGCUUUAGUCGAAGCUCAAAGUAACGCCCUAAUUUCGAUCCCCCCUCAUCAAUUAUCCUCAUGUGCCAUCUAGUAAAUACGAACGCUAAUUUGUAGGCACAACUGUUUUGCACAGGAAUCGUACGAAAAUGAAUGUAAAAUAUACGCGUAACUAAAGACUCAAAAUCGGUUGUUCAACACACAUUAUAAUACACGAGAAACACCCGAGCUUCGCGACGUGUAUAGCUUUGAUAUAUUUUUUUGUUUUCGAGUCGGAUUCGUGGCCCAGUUCGGGCGGAAUUUCAAUACCUCGAUGUUUUUCACUUAUCGGUUCUAGCUAAAACCUGUUGAAAUGCUUUAGACAAGAGAUUGCAAAUGUAUAACCGAUCACUACUAGACCUAGUUGGACAUAUUAUGCCUACCUAUAUACAUAUAUGCAUGUUUUGUACAAUCAGUUUACAAGUGGAAAGUAUUAUUAGUCUUAACGGGGGGUUAAUGAAGCGCAUAUUACACAAGGCACACGAUGUUUUAAGCGGAACAUGAACACAAACCAAUAUGUAACUGAAAUAUAUACAAGAAAUAUACAUAUAACGGAUACAUAUAUUCUAUAUAUAUAUUGUAGUGGUAGCUUUUAAGCAGAUGUGAUGGUGUCUAAAUUUAUACAUGCAUAUUACCAAGCGAUAAGUGGAAAGCUUAGAUUAUACUCGAGACAAAUCUGUGGGCUGUUGUAGAUCGAGCAUUCUAACUAUAGUGAGGGAGUACAGCAGACAGAUCCAGGACAAUACAUACUUAUAAAGAUAUACCCAUAUCAUAGGAAAUAUGCUUACUUCGAUAUUGUGCAUUGCAUGGAAAUAUAUCGGUGUGUUACUGAAAUCCCAAGGUGUCCGAAAUCAGGGAAUCUAUUCUUUCAUAGCACAUUUUAGCCAUCCCGAAGUGCAGGUGUUGAAUCACAAGAAAUUUAAGGCGCACCUCGGCGAGAUGAAGUUUGUGUUUUAACUCCCUUAGCUGUUGCCUUGGACAGUAAGCCACUCCUUCACCUUUUCAGUUUUCUGGGGUUUACUCUCCAUGUGCAUUUACGAUCACACGGAUCAUGGCGAUCUUUUUUUAUACACCCAUGCUCCAGGCUACUAUCAAAACGCUUAGCUUUAUGUACAUUUAGUCGAAAUCGAACACAACCCAUAUUAUAUAUAUAUAUUGUAGAUGUAAAAUGCUUAGCAUUGGCGAGUGGAGAGAGUGAAAUAAUUUACACGUGGCAUACAUUGCAAAAUAGAUAAUUACUAAGUACAAUAUGCAUACAAUCAACACGUCGACUCAGAAUUGUACAGGUCCCAUAAAUCCUAGUUGAAUUUCCGCGCUUAACGGGGACUGCGCCCCAAAGGACUCGAUUCAGUUCCGCAUGCUCCAUGUGCUUAGGAGGACACGACAUAAACACAAGCCCUAAAAACCAAAGAUCCCAAGAAAUUGUAGCGAAACGUUAUGUGUAAAUGUAGCAAAACCCAAAACCAGAAGCUGAUUAACAAACUAGUUGAAUUUACCUGUGUCGCGAAAAUAUUGAAGCUAGAAUAUGUACUCACGUAUCAGAAUAUUAUAUGUAAAUGUUUAAAGAUGAUCAUUUGAUGAGAAGCACUUGUUAUUUAUGCACAGACGGAACUUUGUGAAGAAUUUACAAGAACAAACUUUGACAAUAAAAUACAAACUGAAUUUUUUCCUGUGAGCUGGACAAGCGCAUCGGAGGCAUUGAGAAUUUAAGAACAGUUUUACAUUCAGAUUUUGAAGUUUUGAUGCGAAUCAGAGAAUAUUGUUGAACAUUUACUUUGGCAAACAAAGGGAGAAUAACCAUGACAAUAAGAUAGACAUUUGGUCAAUGUCCUACAAUAACUGGGAAAGUGCAGUAUCCUAAAUGUAACUACAAAAACUACACGCAGACACGUAUAACCAACUAAAUGCUAAAAGCAACAUGUCAUACAAAACAUGAUAUAUACUUACACACAUAUAUUAUAUAAAUGUUGGAAAAUAAAUGUAUAAAAAAAUAU
This is a messenger RNA of Drosophila ficusphila, 8370 nucleotides long. RefSeq lists its product as uncharacterized. Lineage: Eukaryota; Metazoa; Arthropoda; Insecta; Diptera; Drosophilidae. The transcript has 14 exons. Gene Ontology annotation, molecular function: protein binding; serine-type endopeptidase activity. Gene Ontology annotation, biological process: proteolysis. Gene Ontology annotation, cellular component: membrane. The record is from RefSeq and is a predicted model, not a curated record. Bases 1049 to 5347 code for a protein of 1432 amino acids.